AAUUUCUCUAAACUCUAUCAGACAACUCAUUGGCUAUCAAUCAUAAUCUUUAAUGGGUUAAUCCUUGUUAUUCCUCUCUCCUUCAUACAUGUACUGCAGACACAAUUCAAUUUAAAUAGCAAGUUCAUUUUUUUCCACCAAGACAUCAAAGCAAGAUCAAAAGCCAGUACCCAGUUGUGGUGUGUUGUUCAUUAGCAUCCAUGGCGAGUCCUAUGACGCCAUCACAUGUUGUUAUUGCCUAUGAUGCCACCAAGGACCGCGGUGGGCAGGAGCUUAAGCUGACCAUUGAUGCUGUGAGGUUGAGGGGUGACAUUUUAAAGGCCGGUGACACCAUUGUUGUGCUUGGAGUCUUGCACAGGGUGGUUCAUCCAAUGGGAUAUAAUGCGAAACCAUACCCAGAAUUCUUUGGAACAAGCUUUCGUGCAGUGGAGGAAGAAGUUACAAAGAAAGUUGACAUGUAUGUUAACAUGCUUCUUGAAAGUGCGGAAAAGUGUGAAGAACAUGGGGUCAGCAUAGAAGUCAAAGUUACUGCUGGUUAUCCCAUCAAACGGGUUAUCUCGCAAGAGAUAAUGGCCUGUAAUGCAGCUUGGGUUGUACUUGAUAGGCACAUCAGACGGGAUUUAAGCUUCUACCUUAAGCAAAUACCUUGCAAGGUUGCAUUAAUUCAAGAUAGCUUAGCUGUGGAAGUUUUGAGACCUCAUACGACAGAUGAUACUGAUACUAUAGAACAUAAAACGUUCUUUUCUUUGUCCAAGCCUGUUCCACUAUCAAUUUUCCAAGCUACUGGAAACUAUGAGCAGUCAAUUAUUACGUGUUCAGGUUACUCUCUAUCUGUUGGUCUGGAAAGCUCAGAAAUGCCUAAGUCCAACUUGACGCCUUCAUCUACAUAUCAGCCAAGAGAGUAUGGUUCUUCAUUGGAUAUAGGGACUUCUUCUAAGAACGAAAAUUCAGGCAUACAAACCAAAGGAGACAUCAUUCAAUAUUCUACUUUUCAAAUUGUCCAGAAGCAAAAUAAAAGUUUCUCACGGCAGAGAACCUCAGAUGGGCCAAUUCUUUGUUCCAUCUGUGGAACGAGGACUGAAAUGUAUAUCAAAGAUUCUAUGAUAUUUAGUUACUUAGAGAUACAGAUUGCAACGAAGGAUUUUUCAAACGAAAACUUAAUAGGAGAAGGCGGAUAUGGUCAUGUAUAUAAAGGUAAGCUUAAGGCCGGACAGGAGAUUGCAGCAAAGGUGCGGAAAGAAGCAAGUAAACAGGGAUUCAAAGAAUUUCACUCUGAGAUCUAUGUCUUGAGUUUUGCACGCCACAAAAACAUUGUAAUGCUGUUGGGUUAUUGUUGCAAGGAAAACCAAAAUAUCUUGGUGUAUGAGUAUAUUUGUAACAAAUCUCUCGAGUGGCACUUAUUUGAUGAAAAAGCAGAAGUUCUUGAAUGGCACCGAAGGCAUGCUAUCGCCCUUGGAACUGCAAAAGGAUUGCGUUUCCUACAUGAAGAAUGUCGCGGAGGUCCUAUCAUUCAUCGAGACAUGCGACCAAGCAAUAUACUGCUCACACACGAUUAUGUUCCAAUGUUAGGUGAUUUUGGCCUAGCUAAAUGGAAGACCAAUGACGAUCUUGAAAGUACAAGGAUACUUGGGACAUUAGGAUACCUUGCUCCAGAGUAUGCAGAGAAUGGUAUUGUUUCUGUAAGAACAGAUGUAUAUGCAUUUGGCAUGAUUCUGUUACAACUCAUAUCUGGGCGCAAGAUUGUAGAUGGAAAUGGAGAAGAACCAACUGAAUCCCUGCGGGAGUGGGCAGAACCAUUGAUCCAUAGGCUAGCGCUACAUGAACUCAUUGAUCGUCGUCUUGGAGAUUCAUACGAUACAUACGAAGUCUACCUUAUGGCUAAAGCCGCAUAUGUAUGUGUGCAAGAAAGCGCUGAAAAGCGUCCAUCAAUGGGAGAGGUUGUCCGUAUACUCGAAGGAGAAAAUGACCAUUUCCACCACCUAGGAGAGCACUUUGUACCUCUGUGUGGGAAGUGAAGGGUAAAUGGCAAACUUCUUCAUUUGGCAGAUGUGCAGGUCUCGUGAUUAACUGAGGGGCAGAAGGAACCAUUUCUACAUUCCAGGAUAGCAAUUCUAGCUACCUCAUUACAGGAAUGGAGAAGACAAUGGCGCACUUAUAAUAUUACAGCUGUUUUUUUUUGGUAGCCUUUUCUUUUCUUGAUGAUGCUUCUAGGUUCUCAUGUUGUUUGUCAUUCUCCUUUUCACGGGCCAAGUGGGUUGGUUAACUUGGUUUCUCUUGGUUCCAGUCAAAGGCUGCAUAUUGUUUAUAAGGCUAUGAACAGUUAAAUAGAGAAAAUAUCGAAUGGCCUAGGCAAAUAAUAAGUUUGUCUUUUGAUGCCUUAUCUUAGAAUAAUAGAUGUCCUUUUGGUCUAAAUUAUGGAUGUUGUUGACAUAUAUACUGAUUUUUUUUUUUGAGAAAAUAGAUAACUUUAUUAAUUUA
Molecule: messenger RNA, 2478 nt
Organism: Rosa rugosa (rugosa rose)
Lineage: Eukaryota; Viridiplantae; Streptophyta; Magnoliopsida; Rosales; Rosaceae
Product: probable serine/threonine-protein kinase PBL3
Exons: 11
Coding region: 201-2015 (604 amino acids)
Biological process (GO): protein phosphorylation
Molecular function (GO): ATP binding; protein kinase activity
Source: RefSeq, a predicted model, not a curated record